Messenger RNA from Ruditapes philippinarum (Manila clam), 2791 nucleotides. RefSeq names its product G-protein coupled receptor GRL101-like. The record is from RefSeq and is a predicted model, not a curated record. NCBI's taxonomy places the organism in Eukaryota, Metazoa, Mollusca, Bivalvia, Venerida, Veneridae. The annotation marks the transcript as partial. Gene Ontology annotation, cellular component: membrane. Gene Ontology annotation, molecular function: G protein-coupled receptor activity; protein-hormone receptor activity; protein binding. Gene Ontology annotation, biological process: G protein-coupled receptor signaling pathway. The transcript is spliced from 7 exons.
CCACCUUAGUCCUGAUUAUCUACUACGCUUUAAUCUUUUAAUUCUACAUGUGAUUUCAGAAACUUUCAGUUGUCCUGUAAAUACAGUUAAGUGCCCAGGCAGUUAUUGUAUUGAACAACGAUUUCUGUGUGAUGGUCACUCUGAAUGUCCUAGAGGAGAGGAUGAAAAAGAUUGUACUUGUAUAGACUCGGAAAGAGAAGUAAUUUUAUUUGUUGAAGAGGAUAACUCUGAGACCAGAGAAACAGCAAUGCAUUUAGCCAAACAAUUCAUUACAAGCACUGAGAAAAGUAUCGUAAAAUUGUUUUAUUUUAAGAGUUUGCCCAGACCAAUGGAUUUUAACAUUACAUACAGGUUGAUUAGAAUAAGAGAAGAACAUGUAAAUCAGGAAUGGGAAAGUAAAUGCAAGUACAAAACAAUGGCAAGAGACUUUCUUAAAAAUCUGCAGUUUUCAAAAGCAGGAAAAAGAGGGAUUAUUGUGUUUGAGAAUAGUAAUGAAUCAUCAAUUGUUGCCAACCUAGUAUUGUCCAAUCUUUCAGAGCCAGCGUUUUCAAUUUAUCGCGUGAUAAAAGAUUUCAAUUCUUCACUUUAUAAACAUAACGUAUACAAAUUUGUAAAAGAUGUUCACAUCAGUAAAUGGAGUUCACUAUUUUCGACUGGAUUUAGACGAUUUCCAGAAAUAUGUAAAGAGGCUUCAUACGUACCAUGUGCUGGAAUGUUCAGAUGUUCUUCUAGCAAGCAAUGUUUACCACUUGAGCAAGUAUGUGAUGAUGUAAUACAUUGCAGAAAUGGUGAUGAUGAACGGCUUUGUGAUUCUGUGUGUCCUAGUCAAUGUUCUUGCAUUGCUGACGUUAUCAAUUGUAAGGCGGCCAACAUUUCCAUGUCUGAAAUUUCGCCACCAUUGUCAAUGUCAAUGCAAACUAGGAGUGCUGAUAUAAGUAAAAAUCCAAAGAUAAAAAAAAUACUCAGAAAAAAUUUAGGUUUUCCUUACAUGUUACGACUUAAUAUGUCGUCGUGUGACAUUUAUGACAUUGAUGAAAAGGCCUUUUUUGAUUUGAAAAAUCUAUUAUCACUUGAUCUAAGCAACAAUAGGAUCAAGUCGUUACCCGAUAAAGUAUUUAGCAAGCUUCGUAAUCUAGCAUACCUGAAUCUUGAUGGAAACAACGAACUGACAGAGAUUUCACCGACAGCUUUUAAAGGUUUAAAAGCGAUAAGAAGUUUGAAGAUUUCAGGCACAAACUUAAAAAAGAUUAGCUCACAAACGUUUUCUGGCUUACAGUUGGACUCAAUAGAUAUCUCGUACAACAAAAUUGAGGAAAUUGAAGAUUAUGCCUUUAACAAUUCUUUAGUGCAUAAAAUUAAUUUUGAAGGCAAUAAAGUGAUAAAAUUCGGAAAAUUUAUGUUUAACGGCGUUUCAUCACUUCGGGAGCUUCGAACGCCUGCAUUUAAAUUCUGUUGCAUCCGCCCUUGUUAUGUUUCUGAAGAAGAUUGCAAGCCAUUAAAGAAUGAAUUUUCUUCAUGUGAAGAUCUGAUGAGAAAUUCUGUCCUUCAAGCAGUUCUUUGGAUAGUAGGGGUAGCUUCAUUGUGCGGAAAUCUUUCAUCAAUCAUAUACCGUCUUGUCUAUGAUCGUGAAAGGCUAAAAAUAGGUUACGGAAUAUUUGUAACUAAUCUUGCAUUUGCCGAUUUUCUGAUGGGUGUAUACUUAAUUACGAUAGCAGUGGCUGAUUCACUUUACAGAAACAGAUACAUAUUUAUGGAUGAUCAAUGGAGAAACAGCAACUGGUGUGUUUCUGCUGGGGUUCUUUCUACAAUUUCAUCUGAAGCAAGCGUUUUCUUUCUUUGUUUGAUAACAUUGGACAGACUUUUAGUUAUCAAGUUUCCAUUUGGAACAGUAAGGUUUGGUCCUAUGAAGGCGUACAUUUGCUGCGGAAUUUGCUGGCUAAUUUCCAUAAUCCUAUCCAUCAUUCCAGUUUUUUACACAAGUCACUUCCAAAACAAAUUCUACGCUAAAACAGGAGUAUGCAUUGCAUUGCCUCUAACUAGAGAUAAACCCCCAGGUUGGAUUUAUUCUGUGUCAAUUUUCGUUGGCUUGAAUUUCUGCACUUUUAUUCUUGUCGCUGCGGGACAAAUUUCCAUAUUUUCAGAACUUCGACGAGCAACAUCAAGUAUGCAGAAGACACAGAAAUCUAGGAAACGUGAUUUGAAAGUUGCGAGGAAUCUUAUCCUCGUCGCAACGACUGACUUCCUAUGUUGGUUUCCGAUAGGAGUGAUGGGUAUUUUGGCAUUGAAUGGAUUUCCGAUUCCAGGGGAUGUUUAUGCAUGGUCAGCCGUUUUUAUAUUACCUAUUAACUCUGCCCUAAAUCCGUUUUUGUAUACAGUGACAGCAAUAAUAGGGAAGAAGAGUUUUAACCCAAGCCUUGAUGAGCAAAGUAGAACGGUGGUCCAGAGAGAAAUUGGCACCGCUAUUCUAGAAUACCAGGAAUUUAGUAGCUCCGUGAGGAUGAAACGUGAACUUGUACCAGUUGGGACGAUGCGCAGUAUACAAGAACUUCUUGAUGACAAGAGAUGUUUGUCUGUUAAUAUCGUUACAACUGUAUCCAAACAACUUGCCGAUUAUCUGCGCCUAUUACAUGAGUCGUUCCUUGUCAUUGACCAGAUAAACGAGACAAACAUUUACAUUAAAGUUGAUAAAACAAAGGUACUCAUUUACCUAUUCUAUACUUAUAUAAAAACUCUAUAUGAGGAAUAUCAAUUGUGCAAAAAUCAUUAUAUGAAAUAAACUGCUUUCUGUGGU